This is a messenger RNA of Fusarium vanettenii 77-13-4, 1524 nucleotides long. RefSeq lists its product as uncharacterized. The record is from RefSeq and is a predicted model, not a curated record. Lineage: Eukaryota; Fungi; Ascomycota; Sordariomycetes; Hypocreales; Nectriaceae. Bases 1 to 1524 code for a protein of 507 amino acids. The transcript has a single exon. Gene Ontology annotation, biological process: DNA-templated transcription. Gene Ontology annotation, molecular function: zinc ion binding; DNA binding.
AUGGCUUCCCAGCAGUCACCUCACAACACUUCCGAGACAGCCUCUUGUUCAACCCCAGGAUACCCCAUUGAACCACGGAAACGAAAGCGAUCUGCCUCGGGAUCACAGCUGGCCCGCGAACAUGGAUUGAUGCGAGAUACAGGAGAGCACGACGCUGCUCGGUUUGUUGGUAGUGGAAGCGGCAUACACUACAUCCGCGCGGUGCAUCUGAGACUUGCUAGGAGAUCUGCUUUCAGGACAAACGACUCAUCAGUCAUCACCACUCUUAUUCCUGGUGAAGACGACCAGCUUCGACAAGCAUCUUCGGCGAGAAGGAAUCGCGAGCAGGUUCUGUGGAAGAGUAGUGAAGUCUCUGUGAACCCCGAGAACGUUUCACCCUGUUUCGAAGACUUUGUCGAGUGGUCCAAAAGCUAUUUCGAAUCAUGGCACCCGGUUCUUCCCUUUCUCCACGGCCCCGAGAUUCUUCGACUGUUCGAAAAAGCCUCAAAGAAUGGAAUCACAUCAAUAAACUCCAUGGAUCAGGUCAUUCUCAAGUCUGUUCUCUCCAUAUCCUUGGCCGAUAGCCGCCAAGGCGCCCCGGUCCAUAAGCCGAUUCCAAAUCAGCUCGUCUUUGAAAGCGUCGACGACGCAGUGGCAAGCUCACAGUUUGCCUUGAGUCAGCCAGCAUCAAUCCGCUCAACCCAGGCAGCUUUGGCAAUUCAGCUGUUUCUCACUUCCAUGCUCUGUCUCAAUGCCGCAUCUCGCCUAGGCGGACUGAUCGUGCGUAUGGCUUUCCACAUGGGUCUUCAUCGCUGUCCGAUAAGAUUUCCCUUCUUCACCGCUGAGGAGGCUUCUGUUCGGCGCCGUGUUUUCUGGUGUAUAUACAGUCUUGAGAGACUUCUCUGUCAGUCCCUCGGAUUGCCGCUUGAUAUCCAGGACGAUGACCUGGACGUUUGUUACCCAGGAGAGGAACGACAUCCUACGACGGGUUCCACUGAAGAUGCAGGAAAGCUGCAAUUACUCACAUUUGUGGCGAAACACGCGCGUAUUCGGGGCCUUAUUCUUGAGCUCCGUAACAAAUCUAUUAUGCAGCGGCAAGAAACGGCAGAUCGAACGGCAUUUGUGCAAACUGAGCUUGCAAAAUGGUCCAACGAGAUACAAGAUGCUGUGGAAGAGGAUGAGAUAGCCGAUCAUGCCUCAGAUGUGGGAGAGGCCUCACCCACUAUCUCUCCAAACCACAAACUCAUGCUCCUCAUCCUGAAGCACGAGGCAGCAAUCUGUCUGAACCGGCCAGGUCUAGCGUCAGAGUAUCCAUCCUCUUCUUACUCUUCUGCUUUUCAAGCAUGUAUCUCUGCGGCCAAGUCCAUCUUCAUACUCUUGAAGAAGCACGGAAACCGCAAUCGCCUAGCAACAGACUCGACUGGCAGAAGACUACAAACUCCGCUUCUCUGGCCUUCGUUCACUUGGGCUGUGUGGAUCAGUGCCUUUGUUCUCAUACACGCGGCAUUUGAGAACCAGGUUCCACUGGACAGCGCAAUGAGGUAG